CUUUCCCUUUCCUUCCCUCCCGGAGGACCUGCGCGGCCAUGGCGCUCGGGCUCGCCGCUCUGCGCGUCCUGCUGGGUGGCUUCUUCGCGCUCACGGGGGCGGCCAAGCUCUCGGGGCAGAUCUCGGCUCCAGCGUCCGAGCAGAUGGUGAGCAGCGGGAUGUGGGCGGCCACGCGGCGGCGGGUGUUGAAUGGGAAGGCUUCAGCUGGAGAGGGGCAGGGGGCCUCAGGGACCUCACUUUCCAUUCCAGGAGCCAUCUUCACUCUGGCAUCUCUGAAAGAGUCACCGAACACCUACAUCCCAGCAGUCAUCUGCCUGGGGCUCCUGCUGCUGCUGGAUAUCUGCCAGCUCUGAGUCCAAACUAAGAAGGUGGUCAGACCCACUAGGAAGAAGACUCUUGCAAGUGCGUUCAAGGAGUCCUGGGAGUCCUUUUUUCUCUUCAUGCCACAUCACUAUCACGGCAGGAGUAUGGUGGAACGCCGAGUCUGCCACCUUCUUACCAGUGCAUCCAGGGCUGUUCAGUGUUGAAGCAGACAUCUUCUCUACCUGACCCUGCUUUCUCUCUGAGACAUUCACUGCUCUUUUUUGAGGAGCACGUGUUGCACACACUGUCAUUCCUCAUGUAA
Messenger RNA from Puma concolor (puma), 625 nucleotides. Lineage: Eukaryota; Metazoa; Chordata; Mammalia; Carnivora; Felidae. The record is from RefSeq and is a predicted model, not a curated record.